This is a messenger RNA of Macrobrachium nipponense, 3435 nucleotides long. Its product is annotated as alpha-(1,3)-fucosyltransferase C-like. Gene Ontology annotation, molecular function: fucosyltransferase activity. The coding region runs from base 1197 to 3008 and encodes 603 amino acids. The transcript is spliced from 8 exons. Lineage: Eukaryota; Metazoa; Arthropoda; Malacostraca; Decapoda; Palaemonidae. The record is from RefSeq and is a predicted model, not a curated record. Gene Ontology annotation, cellular component: membrane.
CCUUUGGUGUGAAAGUGUAGUGCACCCUUAUGGAGCAAGGAAAACCACUUUUUCUAUCAUGCAAGAUAGAAAUAUUCUACCCUAGCGAUUAAUAUCAGUAGGUAUAUACUAUUCAUGUGGACUUAUGAGUGACACAGUGGUAUGCCAGCAUGAUGUUGACUGCUAGCAGCCAUUUACAGUCAACUUGAACUUUUAAACAACUUCCAAGUUUGCUAUGUAAUGCAAAGGACCUUAGAAACGACGACAGUGGAUCUGUUGGCGGUCCAGAUCAUACAAGAACUUACGGCUGGAGGAACUUGGCGCCCUUGAUCAUCAUCCUGGAAGCCGUGAGGAAGUCCUGUGCCUUGGCGUUGUCCAGGCAAGCCAGCCUGUUCAGGCAGUCGUACUUCUCGAUGCCAGAGCUGACCAUGUAUGUCAGGAUGAACAGGACGUCACUCCCGUCCAUCAGCUGGGAAUCGUCCUCGAUGGAGCGCCCGACGAAGCCCACGCCGAAGCCGCCCAGGAUGAAGAUGACCAGGAGCUGAGGAGAGGGAGCGCAAAAAGAGAGGCGGAGCCUCAUUCAUCUCCCGUGGAGCAGCCCCACACGUAGCCAGCCAGACACCAACCGAUGUUCUCACAAGUCGCAACAUCGCCAAGCAGCCACAAGCACACCUGGUGCCAAGGGGAUAAGUUCGACGGACCGGGCUCCUCUUAUCCAGCUCCAUCUCCUCCUCCACCCCACCUCUACCUCCACCUCCUUCUACUGUUUAUCAAGGAAUUGGCCCUCCAAGAUCAAUCGGUGCCGUUAUGAAUGGAUCGAAAUAGUCUUGUGGACUGACUCCCAAGUGGAUGAGUGGAAGUUACGUGAACAUAAGUUGAUUACUGAAUCUGGGUCUUGCGACCGUAAUGAGGACAGGCGUAUGUACCGUUUCCAGAGGGGUCUAGUGAAAGAUACAUGCAGACAGGAGACUCAUCAAGAGGGUCCAUGUAACGGAAGACUCGUCAGGACGAAGGAAGCCUUCAUGAUAAUAAUUUAGUCAUCAGCACUUAUUAAAGACAAGUUCAACGUCAUCGUCAAACUUCUUACUGAAUAAGAUAUAAGCAUCCUGAUCGAGAUGACAAGAAGCAGCAUCACCCAAUGAAUGAGGAGGACACCUCAGUACAAAAAAAAAAAAAAAUAAAAAAAAAAAAAAUAAAAACCGAGAGCCUAAUAAGCCAUGGGUUCAUGUCUCAGGAGAAGAUCCCCCACCGACCAGGGCCUGCUCCCUUGCCCAUACCGCCGUUCGAGGAGGGCCCUGCGGAGCUGGCUUUAUCGGGCGUCGAUCUUCGUCGCCAUGAUGAUGUUCUUCGCCUUCCAGUUCCUCGCCACGACGGAGAACCGGGUCCCUUGGCCUGGGAAGGCGCCUGCGCACAAUGUGUCAUCCAACGGCAGUCGUAAGGCCCCGGAUGCUAGUCUAGACGACGUACAAAGUGACAGCGGCUACAGCGAGAGCUUCCUCGAGAGAAUCGAGUACGCCGUCAUCAAAUUCUUCGUGGGGAAGGUCGUCGCUGCUCACGAGAGGAGGCAGAAGGCCGCCGAAGCUGCCUUGUUGAGUAGGGCGGCGGCAGCGGAAGUCUCGAGCGUUGGAGACAGAAUUCACUGGAAGCCGUUGGCGACAAUCUCGAGAAACGGCCGCGACUCGGGAGCGAUAGAUUACGAGUACGUGAAUGCCGAUAACAGUGAGGUGAGUCAGCCAGAAGUUCGGAGAGAAGCAAGGGUCACGAACAGCACAGUCGUAUCAGAUACUCCCAAGACAAUAGUCAUGUACACGAGGUUCUUCGGCCGUCGCAACUGGACGCGCAUCUUCGGGAACAACACUGACCUCGAAGGUCAUGGCUGCCCCGUGUCGAACUGCGUCUUCACCUACGACCGUUCCAAGGCCCCAGAAGCGGACGCCCUCCUCUUCCAUGCCAGGGACUUCAAGGCUCACGGCCUUCCAGGCGUACGGAAGCCCUACCAGCGGUAUAUUUGGAUGUACCACGAACCCCCGGGUAUGGAAAACGCGGAGCUCAAUCAAGUCCCGGAUGGAUUCUUCAACUGGACGUACACUUACCAUAGGGACUCUGAUCUCCUUUUCCUAUAUGGCGGUAUUCAGCCCCUCCACGAGGGUAACCCGAAUGUAAAUCGACCAGGCCUCCUCGACCCGUCUGGCGAAACGUACCGAGAGUAUCUGCAGGCCCUUGGACAGGAGAACGACUCUGCUCCGGAGGACACCCAGCCUCAGCCUUCUGCUCCUCCUUCUCCUCCUCCUCCAUCACCAGACAAGCUCGAGAACUCGGAAGGACGUCUCAACGGGACCUCCUCCUCCUCCUCCUCUUCCUCCUCCUCCAACGAUCCGCCCGACCAGAGGAAGCUGGUCGCCUGGAUGGUGUCGCAUUGCAACACCUGGUCGGGUCGAGAGCUGUACAUCCAGGAGCUGAUGCAGUACGUGGACGUCGACAUCUACGGCAAGUGUGGACCGCUGAGUUGCGGGAAGACCCACCUUGACAGCUACUGCUACUCUGAGGUUCUCGCCACCAACUACAAGUUCUACUUGUCUUUCGAGAACAGCAUGUGUGAUGACUACAUUUCGGAGAAGGUGUGGUAUCCUCUCCAUUACGGGCUGGUGCCCGUUGUGUACGGUGGUGCCCGAUACCAGGAGUUCCUUCCUCCUCAUUCCUACGUAGAUGCCACUGACCUGACGCCUUCUCAGCUGGCGAAGCUCCUCAUCAAGUUAGGUUCGAGUUCCGCCCUGUACAACAAGUACCACCUGUGGCGGAACUACUGGCGGGUGAUGGUUCCUCCACCGAUGUGCGAGCUUUGUCACCGCCUUCACUUCGACCAGGCGCCUUCAUCCGUGAAGAACCCCCAGAGGUGGUGGAAGGAAGUGAACAAUUGCACCACUCGCUACUCCUUCCUGCAAUAUCCGCGCCAUGAUCUCAGGCUAAUGGUCACCAAAGUCGACGCCGGGAUCAAGCUCUUUCGCAAGAUGGUGGAGUCCUUCUUAUGAGUAAUUCGGAGAAGAAGAAUAGGAAAAAGAACGAGAAAGAGAAGAAGAAGAAGUGGAAGAAGACGUAGGCUGUGAGGCUGUCACCAUAGAUAUAGAGAAGACUGUUCAUUAUCGUGCUCUCCCUCGUCUCUGUUCCGAUUUCCAAGAAGAAGAAUAGGAAGCUCGUGUGAUUUAGAUAAUUCAUGAUUUAUCCCAUACCUUCACUCAUUGCUAACACACACGAUAUAAACAAACUAAUAUUCCUCAACAAAUAAAAGUUAGCAUGACUAAUCUUUGUAUUUCUGAUCUAAUUUUGCAGGGGAGUACAUUGGCUCCUGUAAAAGAAGCCAGAUAACUAAAAUAAAGAAGAAGAAAGAAGAACUUGAAGCGUUCAGAGGCUAUGAAGUUUAGAUUUUAUGUUUUUAAUUUAAUAAAUCUAUGACCAAGA